This is a messenger RNA of Prosopis cineraria, 375 nucleotides long. RefSeq names its product cytosolic sulfotransferase 12-like. Gene Ontology annotation, molecular function: sulfotransferase activity. The transcript has a single exon. Lineage: Eukaryota; Viridiplantae; Streptophyta; Magnoliopsida; Fabales; Fabaceae. The coding region runs from base 1 to 375 and encodes 124 amino acids. The record is from RefSeq and is a predicted model, not a curated record.
AUGGCGGCAAAAAACUCUGAACCCUCUGAUACUCCCACGUUCCUUAAGGAAGUUGAAUUAACCCAAGAAAACAAGGACCUCAUUGCCAACUUACCUAGCGAUACAUUUUGGAAACCGCUUACCAUCCAUCAAUAUGAUGGUUUCUGGCACACCACAAAACAGUUGCAAGGAAUCCUCAAUAGCCAAAAUCACUUCAAAGCUUAUGACUCUGACAUUCUUGUCACCUCACCAAAAUCUGGCACCACUUGGCUCAAAGCCCUAACCUAUGCGAUUAUCAAUCGCAUGAUCCGUUACCCAAAUCCAAAUAUUGAAAAGAACCAAUCUUACCCUCACCCUCUCUUCACUGCUAAACCUCAUGAUCUUGUACCCUUUUAG